This is a messenger RNA of Guillardia theta CCMP2712, 966 nucleotides long. RefSeq lists its product as hypothetical. Gene Ontology annotation, molecular function: transmembrane-ephrin receptor activity. The annotation marks the transcript as partial. The record is from RefSeq and is a predicted model, not a curated record. Gene Ontology annotation, biological process: axon guidance. NCBI's taxonomy places the organism in Eukaryota, Cryptophyceae, Pyrenomonadales, Geminigeraceae. Gene Ontology annotation, cellular component: neuron projection. The transcript is spliced from 2 exons.
UGCGAAGCAUGUCCUGCAGGCACUUACAAAGAUGCCGUAGGCUCAGGACCUUGUCUCAACUGUACGUUCGCGUCGGUAUCAGACAGCGGGAGUGCUCGAUGUCAAUGCAUUGAAGGAUACACCAGCACAGAGUCAAAAACUUGCCAAAUGUGUGAGAGUGGAAAGUACAAGAGCCAAGUCAGUAACCGCAAGUGCAGUGAUUGUCCUAGUCAUUCCACGUCUCCUGUUGGAAGCUCUCUCAAGUCAAAUUGUUCUUGUCUCGCCGGAUACGCAUACGUGGAUGGCAAGGACUGUAAAGCUUGUUCUCCAGGCACGUACAAGGCCGAUCAAGGCAACGGGCAGUGCUUGCCUUGUCCUCAAAACCAGAGCUCUAAUUCCGCUUCGACUUCCUGCACCUGCAAGAAAGGAUACACUAAGGUGAACAACGAGUCUCUCUGCUUGCCCUGUGAUGUUGGUAAGUACAAAGCAACCUUGGGUACAGACUCUUGCACUGAGUGCCCGGUGAAUUCAACUACGGCUGCUGAAGGCAGCUCUGAAGUGAAUCAUUGCACAUGCCCCGCUGGCUACUUCAUUUCAAAUUAUUCAAAUGUAACAAAUUCAUUCAAUUGUACAUCAUGUCCAUCUGGAACUUACAAUGAUAUGAGCGGACAGACGCACUGUCAGGCUUGCUUUGAGCAUGCUACCUCCUACCUGGGUAGUGUGAACAUCAGCUUCUGUCAGUGCGGCAGGGGGUUUGACUAUUCCAAUUUCACGUGCUCGCCGUGUGCGGUUGGGAAGUACAAAGAUAAAGUUGGUAACGUGCAAUGCAGCUCAUGUCCAGAGAACAAGACUUCUCUGAAAGCCAGCACCAACAUAUCAGAGUGUAUCUGCAAAGCAGGAUAUUCGCCAGAGGCCUUGGGAUCCUGCAUAGCAUGUCCGGAGGGAAAAUACAAGAGUGAUCCGGGCCCUUCUGCAUGUGAGCCUUGC